GGGCCUUGCCGCCACCAUGACUGAGGAGUCAGAGGAGACGGUCCUGUACAUUGAACACCGCUAUGUCUGCUCUGAGUGCAACCAGCUCUAUGGAUCCCUGGAGGAGGUGCUCAUGCACCAGAACUCCCACGUGCCGCAGCAGCACUUUGAGCUGGUGGGUGUGGCUGACCCUGGAGUCACGGUGGCCACAGAGGCAGCUUCGGGUACGGGCCUCUAUCAGACUCUAGUGCAGGAGAGCCAGUACCAGUGCCUGGAGUGCGGUCAGCUGCUCAUGUCACCCAGCCAGCUCUUGGAGCACCAGGAGCUGCACCUGAAGAUGAUGGUACCCCAGGAGGCGGUGCCAGCUGAGCCACCACCCAAGGCACCCCCACUGAGCUCCAGCACCAUCCACUACGAGUGUGUGGAUUGCAAGGCUCUCUUUGCCAGCCAGGAGCUCUGGCUGAACCACAGGCAGAUGCACCUCCGGGCAACACCUACCAAGGCUCCUGCCCCAGUGGUCCUGGGGUCUCCAGUUGUCCUGGGGCCCCCCAUGGGCCAGGCCCGCGUUGCUGUGGAGCACUCGUACCGAAAAGCAGAAGAGGGUGGGGAAGGGGCAGCUGUCCCAUCUGCAGCUGCCACCACCACUGAGGUGGUGACUGAGGUGGAGCUACUCCUCUACAAGUGCUCUGAGUGCUCCCAGCUCUUCCAGCUGCCGGCCGACUUUCUGGAGCACCAGGCAACUCACUUUUCGGCUCCUGCCCCAGAGUCUGAGGAGCCUGCCUUACAGCAGGAGACGCUGACCUCAUCACCUGCAGAGGCGCCUGUGUCUCAGCCUGACCCCUUGCCAGCCUCUGACCACAGUUACGAGCUGCGCAACGGUGAAGCCAUUGGGCGCGAUCGCCGGGGGCGCAGGGCCCGGAGGAACAACAGUGGAGAGCCAGGUGGGGCAGCCACACAGGAGCUCUUUUGCUCAGCCUGUGACCAGCUCUUUCUAUCACCCCACCAGCUACAGCAGCACCUGCGGAGUCACCGGGAGGGCGUCUUUAAGUGUCCCCUGUGCAGUCGUGUCUUCCCUAGCCCUUCCAGUCUGGACCAGCACCUUGGAGACCACAGCAGUGAGUCGCACUUCCUGUGUGUUGACUGUGGCCUGGCCUUUGGCACAGAGGCCCUCCUCUUGGCCCACCGGCGAGCCCACACCCCAAAUCCUCUGCAUUCGUGUCCCUGUGGAAAGACUUUUGUCAAUCUCACCAAGUUCCUUUAUCACCGGCGUACCCAUGGAGUAGGGGGUGUCCCUCUGCCCACGACACCAGUCCCACCAGAGGAGCCUGUCAUCAGUUUCCCUGAGCCAGCCCCAGCAGAGACUGGAGAGCCAGAGGCCCCUGAGCCCCCUGUGUCUGAGGAGAGCUCAGCAGGGCCCACUGCCCCAGGCACCUACCGCUGCCUCCUGUGCAGCCGUGAAUUUGGCAAGGCAUUGCAGCUGACCCGACACCAGCGAUUUGUGCACCGGCUGGAGCGGCGCCAUAAGUGCAGCAUUUGUGGCAAGAUGUUUAAGAAGAAGUCUCAUGUGCGUAACCACCUGCGCACACACACUGGGGAACGGCCCUUCCCCUGCCCUGACUGCUCCAAGCCCUUCAACUCACCUGCCAACCUGGCCCGCCACCGGCUCACACACACAGGGGAGCGACCCUACCGGUGUGGGGACUGUGGCAAGGCCUUCACGCAAAGCUCAACGCUAAGGCAGCAUCGCCUGGUGCACGCCCAACACUUCCCCUACCGCUGUCAGGAAUGUGGGGUGCGUUUUCACCGCCCUUACCGCCUGCUCAUGCACCGCUACCACCACACGGGCGAGUACCCCUACAAGUGUCGUGAGUGCCCUCGCUCAUUCUUGCUGCGCCGGCUGCUGGAGGUCCACCAGCUCGUGGUUCAUGCAGGGCGCCAGCCCCACCGCUGCCCAUCCUGUGGGGCUGCCUUCCCCUCCUCACUGCGGCUCUGCGAGCACCGCUGUGCAGCCGCGGCCGCCCAGGCGCCACGGCGCUUCGAGUGUGGCACCUGUGGCAAGAAAGUGGGCUCAGCUGCACGGCUGCAGGCACAUGAGGCAGCUCAUGCAGCUGCUGGGCCUGGAGAGGUCCUGGCUAAGGAGCCCCCGGCCCCACGGGCCCCUCGGGCCACUCGCACACCAGGUGCCUCCCCAACGGCCCUUGGAGGCACUGCCACAGCAGCCCCUGCGGCCCCUGCCCGGCGCCGGGGUCUGGAAUGCAGCGAGUGCAAGAAGCUGUUCAGCACGGAGACAUCACUACAGGUACACCGGCGCAUCCACACAGGUGAGCGGCCAUACCCGUGUCCGGACUGUGGUAAAGCCUUCCGUCAGAGCACCCACCUGAAAGACCACCGGCGCCUGCACACAGGUGAGCGGCCUUUUGCCUGUGAAGUGUGUGGCAAGGCCUUUGCCAUCUCCAUGCGCCUGGCAGAACAUCGCCGCAUCCACACUGGUGAACGGCCCUACUCCUGCCCCGACUGCGGCAAGAGCUACCGCUCCUUCUCCAACCUCUGGAAGCACCGCAAGACCCACCAGCAGCAGCAUCAGGCAGCUGUGCGGCAGCAGCUGGCAGAGGCAGAGGCUGCCGUCGGCUUGGCUGUGAUGGAGACUGCAGUGGAGGCGCUGCCUCUGGUGGAGGCCAUUGAGAUCUACCCUCUGGCUGAAGCCGAGGGGGUCCAGAUCAGUGGCUGACCCUGCCCCGUUUCCCUCUUCAGCACCACCAUGGCCUGUCGCUAAAGGCCUUCCAACAUCCCCUUAAACUCUGCACAGACUAUGCCCCUUCCCCAUCCUGUCCCCACCACCGUGUAAGUUCUGUAAUUGGUUCUAUUCUCCCUUCUGAGGUGGAGGUACUUUGGAGUCCUUGAUAUGCAUAAAGGUACUCCCCCCACCUUCCACCUUUUAGCACUGGCGACCCCAAAGUGAAACUAUCAAUAAAGACUGAGUUG
This is a messenger RNA of Propithecus coquereli (Coquerel's sifaka), 2961 nucleotides long. RefSeq names its product zinc finger protein 574 (gene ZNF574). The coding region runs from base 17 to 2707 and encodes 896 amino acids. The transcript has a single exon. The record is from RefSeq and is a predicted model, not a curated record. Gene Ontology annotation, biological process: negative regulation of transcription by RNA polymerase II; regulation of cytokine production; regulation of immune system process. NCBI's taxonomy places the organism in Eukaryota, Metazoa, Chordata, Mammalia, Primates, Indriidae.